Molecule: messenger RNA, 1234 nt
Organism: Mycena citricolor
Lineage: Eukaryota; Fungi; Basidiomycota; Agaricomycetes; Agaricales; Mycenaceae
Source: the annotation of a GenBank genome assembly
AUGUGCCUUGGCAGCGAGCGUCCUUUGCGUGCCUUCGACAGUGACCACCACCACGACGACUCGGAAGAGCAUGCUCCUACCACCUGAACUGACAGAUCAAAUCAUCCAACUGCUGGACAGUCCGUCCGAUCUGCUCACCUGCAGCCUCGUCUGCCGCACUUGGGUUCCCGCCAGCCGUGGCUCACAUCCCACUCUCGGCACUCUCGCGCUCAAAGGAGACGACUUUCCCGGAUACAUCGCCCUCGUCGGCAGCCCGCAUCAAACUCUGACUGGGGCGGUGCGGUCUCUGCACCUGUCGUCGUGCAACGCCCCGGAGAUCGAAACCCUCGUGCGGGCAGCGCGGUUUCCGAAUGUGCGACACGUCGGGCUCAGAGCGUGCCAAGGCCCGACGGAUGGGUGGUCCUGGGACCUCGCGCCAUUCGAGAUGGCCACGAGUCUCGACCUGAACGCGCUAGAGUUCAUGACCAUCCGCUCGUAUCUAGAGCUAUUGAAGCUGUUCCCGGCGCUGGCGACGCUGCAUCUCAAAUCGAUCCUCCUUAUCGAGCUGCUGAAGCACAACGGGGAAGAGGAUAUCGUUCCGCCGUUCCGUCUUGAGCUGGAUGAGCUGGUCCUAGACUUUCUGCCGAACAUCCACUGGGCGCGGUGGCUGGCAGCACCGGGCACGACGGUGAAUACUCGGGCAGUGACCGUUCGGACGGCCGACUAUAAUAAAUCAGGGGGAUAUGUUCAUCUCAUGCAGUAUCUAUCCAAACUCGAUGGCCAUUUGCAGUUUCUGUCCUUGGUGUCAAAUCUUCCUGCGGCCAUUACGAUCUUCCCCUCCUCCGCGCUCCGAUCUUUGCACAUCGGCGCAACAAUUUUUGUUGGCUAUGCGACGGGAGAAACACUUGCUGACGGGCAGAUCUCCGGGAUCAGGACCGGUCCCCGAGUGAUAUCUAUGCUAGAGAGCAUGGACGAGGCGCCGCUGGAGAUCCUGUGCUUGGGUGUGAAGAUAAUCUUCGAUUAUCCUUCCUUAGAGUCGCGCGUCAGUGGGACGACGACCGUGGCGAAGCUGAUGCAGACGAUCAGGGAAUCCCGUUUCAUCCGACGGCUUCGGCGGCUGGAGAUCCGUGGUGUCUGGCAUUCGGAGUGGAUGAGGGUAGAGUUUGAGCAGCGGCUCCGGCAGGAGAAGAUUGAUCCAGACAUCGAGAGGUUGUUAGUUUUUGUCAGCGACGACAUUGAGUGGCCACAAAGUUGA